Molecule: messenger RNA, 446 nt
Organism: Melanotaenia boesemani (Boeseman's rainbowfish)
Lineage: Eukaryota; Metazoa; Chordata; Actinopteri; Atheriniformes; Melanotaeniidae
Gene: gtf2h5
Product: general transcription factor IIH, polypeptide 5
Exons: 3
Coding region: 214-429 (71 amino acids)
Biological process (GO): transcription by RNA polymerase II; nucleotide-excision repair; transcription initiation at RNA polymerase II promoter
Cellular component (GO): transcription factor TFIIH core complex; transcription factor TFIIH holo complex
Source: RefSeq, a predicted model, not a curated record
AUUGUCCCUUAACUCGCACCGUACAUCAUUCCACAAUGCUAUGGAGUAGCAGCAGAAGCUAUUGUUACAGGGUCUAACAAAGGCGGUCUUUUUUUCGCCUUACUGAACGUUUUCAUAUAAAUAGUCAGACAUCUUGCUGUUUCACGUCUUGUUGGAAGUGCGGACUUCACUUUGCUGAAGGACUUCAUUGUUGGAUUAUUUGCACCUGACAACAUGGUCAACGUACACAAAGGUGUCCUUGUUGAAUGUGAUCCUGCUAUGAAACAGUUCCUUCUCUAUCUGGAUGAAACGAUGGCUUUGGGCAAGAAGUUCAUCCUAAAGGACCUUGAUGACACACACGUUUUCAUCCUGGCAGAGGUGGUUCACACCCUGCAGGAUAGAGUUGGAGAAUUAAUGGACCAGAACUCAUUUCCCAUCACACAGAAAUAAUCUAUUUCUUUUUUGUG